Messenger RNA from Girardinichthys multiradiatus, 3166 nucleotides. RefSeq names its product PR domain containing 13 (gene prdm13). Gene Ontology annotation, cellular component: nucleus. The coding region runs from base 156 to 2048 and encodes 630 amino acids. The transcript has 4 exons. Gene Ontology annotation, molecular function: protein binding. The record is from RefSeq and is a predicted model, not a curated record. NCBI's taxonomy places the organism in Eukaryota, Metazoa, Chordata, Actinopteri, Cyprinodontiformes, Goodeidae.
UGGAGGUACCUUACCCUGCUCCAUCACUAGAAAAGCCGGAGAGCAUAACGCCACCGCGUCACUUUGAGGGCGGACAUCGGCCUGUCCUCAUCUUCCUCCUCUCCUCCUCCUCACUGCAUGCGCGCUCUCUCACAUUCGGGUCUCCAUCAGUCUUCAUGGUUCUGAUAUCACCCCGCGCCAUGCAAGCCACCCGGGGGUCCACCACCGUCAGUGUGUUUGCGGACUGCAGCAUCCCGACUGGGCUCCGGAUAGGACCGGUGCCGAGCAUCUUCAAACUGGGAAAGUACGUGUCGGACCGCAAGGAAAUUGGACCCAAGAAAAAAAUCCGCUUGGUACGCGGAGAGUUUGUGGACGAGUCGGGCUGUCCUGUGCCAGACUGGAUCGGACUCAUCCGCGCCGCACGGAACAGCCAGGAACAAAACAUGGAGGCAGUGUCGGACUUACCUGGCGGACAGAUUUUCUACCGCGUCCUGAGAGAAAUCCCAGCAGGAGAGGAGCUCAGUGUCUGGUACUCCAACGCUCUUGCCCAGUGGUACGACAUCCCCACCACGGCCACUCCCACGCACGACGAAAAAGGUGAAGAGCGCUACAUCUGCUGGUACUGCUGGAGGAUAUUCAAAUACCCCAACACGCUGAAGGCCCACAUCCACUUCCACUGCGCUCUGAGCAACGGGCGGAGGUUUGUGAGCAGCGAGCAGGCCAGGGGUACCGAGUCCUUCAGCAGGUCGCCAAAAUCCGGAGACAUUCCUAACACCUCCAGUCACAGCUACUCAUCGGACUCCAACAGGCGGGCGGUGUCCUCCUCGCCCUUCCCGAGCAACAAAGGCCAACUGUCAAAGAAAGGCAGCUCCGAGGACCAGAACGGGGCGCUCGACAUGAGCGUAACGUCAGCCAGAAACCAGGGACACCUUUUCGGUCUGGGUCCCGCGUCUUCAGUGCUGGGCAACAUGGGCUUCCAUCCAGGCGUGCGCUCCGCCUUCAAGCCGACUGGAGUCUCCAAAGUUCAGGGCGCAGAGGCUACCAGAGAGGAGGCCAGCGGGAAGCUGAGUGGCCUCGGAAUCAGUAAGCUCAUCGGGAACAUGAAACCAAUUCGCAACCUGGGCGAGGGCCUGAACGGAGCCGGGAACCACCCUUCAAAGUGCGCACCGGCUAUCACGGACGCCACAUCUCAGAUGAUACCGUGCGCAAAUCCCAUUCGGGGCUUCCCGCUGCUGCCACACGUGGAGGAAACAUCGGCUUUCAAGCACGUCGAGAGCCGGAUGCACGCCGGCUUGUCGUCGUCCCGGUACUCCCAGAUGACCCCUGGUCUGCACUUUGAACGGUUCUCACUUCCGCACUUCGACGGCGUGAAGACAUACAGUGGAGACUGCAACAUCCCGCUGAUGCCCUUCACCGUUUAUAACGGGGAGCUUCUUUACAGCUCACCCUAUUACCCGCUAAAAUUCCACUUCAGCAACCUGCUUAAAUACCCAGACUCAAUGCCCUACUUUGGCGCACCCCCUCUGAGCCAGGACCUGGGCUCUAUCACAAACAUUGACCGGGAGAUCGCCAUGCACACGCAGCAGUUGUCAGAGAUUAGUGCGGAGAAGAACCGGGCGCGACUAGACUCCGUUCCCGCAGGGAGCACCGGCUCCACUAGUUCGGGCAAACCCAAAAAAGGCCACCUGUGUCUUUACUGCGGGAAGCUGUACUCCAGAAAGUACGGCUUGAAGAUCCACAUGAGGACUCACACGGGUUACAAGCCGCUCAAGUGUAAGGUGUGCUUCAGGCCCUUCGGGGACCCGAGCAACCUGAACAAACACAUCCGGCUCCACGCAGAGGGAAACACGCCCUACAGGUGUGACUUCUGCGGGAAGGUGCUUGUGCGGAGGCGGGACCUGGAGCGGCACGUCAAGUCCAGGCACCCCGGACAGACUCUGAAGAAGCUGGACGACAAACAGGGAGGCCCGUUCGAGGACGCUGACCACAAGAGCGAGAACGACAGCGAAGUGGACGUGUGCUUCACCGACGACCAGAGCGACCAGGAGUCGAGCAAAAACAAUGACUGAGUCGCUCCCUCGGCCACUGUCAGAGACUCAGUAUUUAAGGAAAAAAUAUGGUUUUGGUGUUGCAUGAACAUUUUAGCGAGUCACCAGAAGAAGUAAUAUUUGCAACAGAAAUGUCAUUUUUGAUCAUUUUUUUCCCCGUGACAUAUAAUCGAAAAAAUACAACCAUAAAUUUCAACAUAUUCAAAUCGAAAAUGCAAGAUUCUUAUUUAAAAUUUGUAUUUAUCAGUCUGUUUUUUCCCCGAAUGCCUUCAGCAGGCCUUUUGGAUUUAAGCUUCUCACCAUAUUAAUAAUAAAAAGAAUAAAUAAAAAGAAAUCCAACGUUUGCUUCAUGCAGAAGCCGUUUUCCUUUAUUUUCUUUGCCAAUCAUCAUAUCAACUUUUUAUUUCAACGAUACCAAAAACAUUGUUUUCUUUCAGACAGACGCUGAAUCCACCUGCGCGCAAAACAAACAGUAAUUGGUUCCAAUUCUUUUUAUUUCAAACUAUGAAAAACAAAACAAAAGAAACUGCCAAAGCUGAAUACGAGGCUUAAUUGUAAAGUUUGCUCCAUUUUUGCUGAGGAAAAUCCAUCUGAACUCAGUUUCUGGUUAAAGAUUAAAAUCCUGAUCCAAAAAUUACAAGCCCAAAGGCCCACAUUCAUUCGGAACCACUGUUUUUGAAAAUAAACGUGACUCCCAACUUAUUUUUUGUUGUGUUUAUCGUGAUUCCUAUCCUCUUUUUCCAUUUUAAACUGUUUUUGCACUUUAAAAACAAACCAUCUCCCCCGUUAAGCUGCAAAAUAAUUCUUAGGACCCGCUCCGUCGCCCAACCCUUUCUUUCCGAACAUGACUCUGUACUUAAAUUUGCACUUUUUUUUCGACCUGCUCUUCGGAAGCACCAGGCAGCUUCCAGUUUAUUUAAGGAUGUAUUACCAGAGAAAGAAAAUGUAGAUAUUGUUUGCGGUCAUAUGCGUUGUAAAGAAGCUGUAAAUGAUGAAGAUGAUGAUGAUAUUUCGCAUUCCGUUGGAGAAGUUGUGUAUGUGUGUUUAUACGUCAUGAUGUCUGAGAGGACAAUGAUACACUCCUAAUUAUUAAAUAGAUGUUUUUGUUUUUUUUGGAAUAAAUUAAAUUUAAAGCAUUA